Cylicocyclus nassatus is the source of this 357-nucleotide messenger RNA. The record is from the annotation of a GenBank genome assembly. Lineage: Eukaryota; Metazoa; Nematoda; Chromadorea; Rhabditida; Strongylidae.
AUGAUGAGUGACGUGACAAGAACGACUACGAGUGAAGCCGUCCGUGCCAUCCGUGAUGUAGCUGACACCACCAGAUACACUAUUUCCGAUCUCGAAGGACGGUUUGAGCCUCUCGAUCCAAGUUUGCGAUACGAAAUAGCUGGAAGCUGUGAAACACCUUACACGGGUGGUUUGACAAAGAUCGAGAUUGUACCCCAGCAGAAUCAUUUCCUACGUCGAUGUCAUGCACAGCCUGCACAGGACUUUCCGUGGCUUGAGGUGCGUGAGAUGCCUACCAUCAAUGGACGAAGUGUUUACGCCAGAGUAGAUAUCGCUAAAGAAAUGGCGGUUGCUGAUUAUCGUAAGAAAAGGACCUGA